CAAUCAUCAAAGCCUCUCUCUAUCUCUCUCUUCAACUCCUUGGAAACGCUUUCUCUCUCUCUCUCCCUCAAAUGUGAUUUGGAGAAUACCUUCGAACCCUAAAAUUUCACACGGUGAAUCCCGCGUUCACGGACUCUAUUACGGGAUAUGAGCAAAGAACACCCGCCUGAGCCGCUUGAUUUCUUCAUCUGGACUGUUGAGGAUGUCGGGUUGUGGCUGGAGGAGAUAAACUUGGGGAGCUACCGACAGAUAUUCAAAGAAAACGGUGUUAAUGGAGAAUAUCUAGAAAGCAUGUCUAUGUUUACAACCGAACAGAUCCUCCGAUUCAUAAGGAGGUGUCACAUGAAGUGGGGAGACUUCAUCACCCUCUGUAAAGAGCUCAGACGGAUAAAAGUGGCUUGCUUGAAAGGGGAGCAGAAAGUGCGGCGGCCAUGGUGGGCGCCUUCUUGCCUCUCGGUAUUCUUUGUUAAGGCAGCCAAGCGCAACCGACAGUCUCGAGUUGUAUCACUGAAGCUGGAACCUUGACAGGUGACUGGCUUGGCUCUAUGUAUGUAUCGCCUUUCUCUCUCUCUCUCUUUUUUCUCUUCUUCCUUUUUUUUUUCCCGGGUACAAGACCACCACGCAGUAGGAAGAAAUAAACUCAGAAAGAAAAGCCUUCCAGACUCAGUUUGAGGAUCUUACAAGGAAGGGAGAAAAAAGAUUGUGGUUUUGUAGUUUCUUUGAUGCGGCUCUGUUCUUGUAUACAUACAGACAUGCUCUCAUAUGUUUUUAACUCUGGCUUGUGUAAUAAUAUGUUGUCAUAAAAAGCUCUGUUUCCUCCA
This is a messenger RNA of Tarenaya hassleriana, 821 nucleotides long. RefSeq lists its product as uncharacterized. The coding region runs from base 148 to 525 and encodes 125 amino acids. The record is from RefSeq and is a predicted model, not a curated record. The transcript has 4 exons. Gene Ontology annotation, molecular function: protein binding. Lineage: Eukaryota; Viridiplantae; Streptophyta; Magnoliopsida; Brassicales; Cleomaceae.